Molecule: messenger RNA, 1453 nt
Organism: Hypoxylon fragiforme
Lineage: Eukaryota; Fungi; Ascomycota; Sordariomycetes; Xylariales; Hypoxylaceae
Exons: 4
Coding region: 387-1346 (319 amino acids)
Biological process (GO): CAAX-box protein processing
Cellular component (GO): endoplasmic reticulum membrane
Molecular function (GO): metalloendopeptidase activity
Source: RefSeq, a predicted model, not a curated record
CGGAACUCGGAAGUCGGAGCAUUUUGACUGGGCCAGCAAGGGGCCAAGGUAAUCCCCACGCUCGCCCACUUCUUAAGGCAUAAUCCGAUCGAGUUUGAUAUUCUCUUUUUCCGCGCACCCACGAUUCACUUAUCCUAGUGACUUCAAUGUUCUAGAGAGUUCAUCUCUAUGCAUCGGAGAUAGCUAUCCAAGAAAGGAAGGCUAGAUACCUAACUUAGGUAGAGAACCAAGCCGACGGGAUUUCCUCAAUCUCUCCAGUUUUUGUUUCGUCGAGGCCUAAAAAAUACGCAAUUUGGGUCUAGGUCUCAAGGACGGUCAUUCUAGACCAUCUAAGUAGAAUCAACAGAUAAGGAAAAUACGCCAGGAGAAUCAGACUUGGAUUCACAAUGCCUUCCAUACCUGCUUUCAUAACUCGGUAUUUUGCCAAGGAUGAACCUAAACCACCUCCAAUAAACACCAGAACCGCCGUCUUCUUGCUCGUGAUUUACACGCUGUUCUACGUAGUGCCAUUCUACAUUUCCCGCACGACCAGGCCAUCACGAACCCUGUCGCGGGACGCGCCAUCUGUAAUCCGCGCGCGCAUCGCGUCUGUGUCACUAACCUGUGUCGUCUGUUCUCUCAUCACCUUGGUGAUCUUGACGUCAGAAGGCCGGGCCACGACCGCCGAGGCCCUACAUGCGCUAGGGUAUUGGCCAUUUGGCCUCGUGGAGACUGUGAAGUGUUUCCUUCUCACCGCCGUCUUGUUUGCUGGACCUCUUUAUGAGUAUCUGGUCAUCGAUGAGGGGUGGAGAGACUGGUUGGCCCUACAACCGGUCACAACACUCUGCAGCGAGUGGAUGACAUGGCGUAACAUCGUAGCGGGUCCUUUCACAGAAGAAGUGCUCUUCCGCUCAGCCUCGGUGCCGCUGAUGCUCGCAGCCCGCGCUUCCGUAACAACCACCAUCUUCCUCUCGCCUCUCGUCUUCGGCCUGGCACAUCUCCACCACGCCUACGAGUUCCGUGUCACACAUCCCCAAGUAGCGUACAGUGUGGUCCUAAUGCGCUCCCUGCUACAGCUAAGCUACACCACGCUCUUCGGCUCCUACGCCACCUUCCUCUUUAUACGUUCCGGUAGUGUGCUUGCCGUUUUCGUGGUCCACGCCUUUUGCAACUGCAUGGGCCUCCCGCGAGUGUGGGGCAGCGUAUAUCCUCCCCUCGUCGCCGAUUCCAAAGGCCAGUUGGUCCGCCCGUCCGUCCUGUGGACCGUGGCGUACUACGUGCUGCUGGUCGCGGGCGCCGUGGGCUGGUAUAAGAAUCUAGCCGUGCUGACGGAGAGCUCCAAUGCGUUGGUCGCUAUUGAUAUGUGAUGCGAUGUGAUCAUGCACGCUAUUUAUAUAAACCUAGCUUAAUUAUCUAAGUACCGAAUAGUGUACUUGAUUAAUAUAUGAGACAUUAAUGCGAGACGAAAUAUUUA